Messenger RNA from Pimephales promelas (fathead minnow), 4302 nucleotides. NCBI's taxonomy places the organism in Eukaryota, Metazoa, Chordata, Actinopteri, Cypriniformes, Leuciscidae. The record is from RefSeq and is a predicted model, not a curated record.
GUUCCUUUGCACGUACCAAAAACAAUGGUAGUGGCAUAUUUUAAGAUGACAGUGCAUGUUGCUUUCAGUUAAAACAGCUCAAACAUGCAUUUUAGUCUGGGACUAGUUUUAUCCCUUAAUUAUCGCUAGACAGCACGUCAAUGUUGUAACAUGUUAUUCAUAAAAAUCAGAAUAAAAAUAAUCUACUGUGUCAUUUAGUCCAUUAUCCGAACUGUUGUACAUCUAAACUACUGAUGAAAUUCUAGGCCACGUAAGGCACACGGUUAUUUUGAUAACAAUAACUUCAUAUUAGCUGUAGCAGAGCGUUUGAUUGGAUCUGUUUAGUGCAAGAUGAGUCAUCAAUAUUGAAGCUCUGUUUGUCCUAAGGUAAACUAUUUGGAGAAGACAAUCGCAUAUCCUACGUUUCCCCAGAGAGCAGGCGAGUUAUAAACCAAAAGCCAUUUAACUCUUAUUUUGAUUAAGUAUAUUUGGUAGGCUAUGUUUAAAUCCGAACUAUCUUUUUUAUUCAGAUUCUUUUACACCUUCGAGUUUACUAUAUCUUAGCCUAUGACUGAUCUGUCACUGAAAUUCUUUAUAAUUGAUUGUACUUUCGGGAAAAUUAAUUGCAAAAAGGAUUCGGGAUUUUAUAACGCACUGCUCGCAGUGCAAUGACUGAAAGUUCAGUGGCGCUGCGGCUCAGCUUUAGGACCUGGGGAGGCAGAGCGCAGUGACAGCGCGUGGACAGAUCUGCUUUACCGCACACGCACCGCAUCAGCUGCGCGUGAGAGCGCGGCAAAAAGACACUAUCCACCGGUACACUCCGGUGCUCGACUCGCUCUUUUUCCCUGUGAGGCUGAACUGCCAUAAACUAAAGCUCACCUUGUUUCCCACGGCAUCUAAAUACAUCCCAGCCGCUGAGCAUCCUUUGGAAAGUUACGCACGGCUCAUUGGAGAGAUGGAAGAGUAGUUGCACUUCUGUUCUUGGAAUUAUCAAGCACCGUCUGUGAUCAGGAAAGUGGAUUAAUCUCGGAGACGACCAGGGAUGCCAUCUCUGUAAGAAUCAUGCAGGUCACAUGGUCAGGCACCACAGUCCUCAUCAUUUUCACCUCGCUGCAGUUUGUCCAGUCGGAGCUGUUGGAGGGUCCCGUGGUUCCAGACACGGGGACUCAGGAGGGGACUAGCAAUAGGGCCACAGAAGCCCCCACUGCAGAACAUGAUGAUGACAACUCUCUGGGCUACACAGGAUCCCGUCUGCGUCAGGAAGACUUCGCACCCCGCAUUGUGGAACACCCCUCCGAUCUGAUCGUAUCCAAAGGUGAACCCGCCACCCUAAACUGCAAGGCUGAUGGAAAGCCCAACCCGACCGUGGAGUGGUACAAGGAUGGAGAGCGUGUGGAAACGGACCGGGACAACCCUCGAUCCCACCGUAUGCUCCUGCCGAGCGGUUCCCUAUUCUUUCUGCGUAUCGUACACGGGCGUCGCAGCAAACCCGACGAAGGCUCCUACGUUUGCGUGGCCCGUAACUACCUGGGAGAAGCGGUCAGCCACAACGCCUCACUGGAAGUAGCUAUUCUUCGAGAUGAUUUCCGUCAGAACCCCGUGGACGUGAUGGUGGCGGCGGGCGAGCCAGCGGUCAUGGAGUGCCAGCCGCCCCGUGGACACCCAGAACCCACCAUCUCCUGGAAGAAAGAUGGAGUCACCAUCGACGACAGAGAUGAGCGGAUAACGAUACGAGGAGGAAAACUGAUGAUUACCAACACCCGCAAAACGGAUGCAGGGAAGUACGUGUGCGUGGGAACCAACAUGAUGGGGGAACGAGAGAGUGAGAUCGCAGAGUUGACUGUUCUUGAGAGGCCCAGCUUCUUGCGAAAGCCGAGCAGUCAGUCUGUUCUGGUGGACCAGAGUGUUGAGUUCAGGUGUGAAGCUCAAGGAGACCCCGUGCCCACCAUCCGCUGGAGAAAAGAGGACGGAGAUCUACCCAAGGGACGGCAUGAGAUCUGGGAGGACCACACUCUCAAGCUGAAGAGGCUGACUUCAGGAGACGCCGGUACUUACACCUGUCAGGCGGAGAACAUGAUGGGGAAGACGGAGGCCAGCGCCACCCUCACCGUCCACGUUAUGUCUGUUCCUCCUGUGUUUGUGGUGCGACCCAGGAAUCAAGUAGCCGGGAUGGGCCGCACCGUGACCUUUCAGUGCGAAGCCACAGGAAGUCCUCAACCUGCUAUAUUUUGGCAGAAAGAAGGCAGUCAGAACCUCCUGUUCUCCUCUCAACCUCCUCCUCCGUCCAGUCGUUUCUCUGUCUCUCAGACGGGCGAUCUGACCAUCACGGCGGUGGAGCGUUCGGACGGAGGCUACUACAGCUGUCAGGCUCUGAACAUCGCCGGCAGUGUGAUCACCAAAGCCCUGCUGGAGGUUACAGACGUGAUCUCAGACAGACCUCCACCGAUCGUGCGCCAGGGUCCCACCAACCAGACCGUGGCUGUGGACGGGACGGUAGUCCUGGGGUGCCAAGCCACCGGCACGCCGUCUCCCACCAUCCUGUGGAGGAAAGACGGGGUCCUGGUGUCCACCCAUGAUUCUCGACUCAAACAACUCGACACGGGAGCCCUGCAGAUCCGUUACGCUAAGCUGGGAGACACUGGCACGUACACCUGCACCGCGUCCACCCCCAGCGGAGAGGCAUCGUGGAAGGCUUACCUGGAGGUGCAAGAGUUCGGCUCUCCGGUUCAGCCCGGCCGACCCACAGAUCCGAACCUCAUCCCCAGCGCCCCUUCCAAACCGGAGGUCACAGACGUCAGCCGCACCUCAGUGUCUCUGUCCUGGAAGCCCAACCUGAACACUGGAGCCACGCCCACCUCUUAUGUGAUAGAGGCCUUCAGCCAUGCGGCGGGCAGCAGCUGGCAGACGCUCGCGGAUCACGUGAAGACCGAGAGCUUCGUCCUGAAGAAUCUGAAGCCCAGCGCCGUCUACCUGUUCCUGGUCAGAGCCGCCAAUGCGUACGGCCUGAGCGACCCCAGCCCCAUCAGCGACGCUGUCAAAACACAAGACGUCCCACCAACCAGUCAGGGAGUGGAGCAUGGCCAGAUCCAGAGGGAACUAGGAGAUGUUGUCAUUCACCUCCACAAUCCCACAAUUCUCUCAUCGUCCUCCGUCAGAGUCCAGUGGACUGUGGAGCAGCAGUCUCAGUACAUCCAGGGCUAUAAGGUGAUGUACCGGCCAUCCCCGGAGGGCGCUCAGCAGCGUGUGGAGUGGGGCAUGUUUGAGGUUCGAACCCUGGGGGAACACAGCGCAGUCGUCACCCAGCUCAAGAAGGGCGUGACCUAUGAGUUCAAAGUUCGACCUUUCUUCAACGAGUUCCAAGGCACCGACAGCGACAUCAAAGUGGGCAAGACCCUCGAGGAAGCGCCCAGUGCCGCUCCCCGGGGGGUCACUGUAACAGGAAGCGGAGACAACGGCACAGCGAUCCUGGUAUCCUGGCAACCGCCCCCAGAGGAGGAGCAGAACGGCCUGGUGCAGGAGUAUAAGAUCUGGUGUCUUGGUAACGAAAGCCGAUACCACAUCAACCGCACAGUGGACGGUUCUACACACUCGCUUCUGAUUCCCGGCCUGGUCGCAGGCGUCACGUACAGGGUAGAGGUGGCAGCCGGCACCGGGGCCGGUCCCGGGGUCAAGAGCGAGGCCACGUCCUUCCAGCUGGGUGAGUCGGAUUUAUGUUGUUCUGAUUGAAUACGGCCCUUUGUAAAACCCGGCUGUGUUAUUAUGACUGGAAAGGUUGAUGAUAAUGGACUGAGCCUUCCCAUUAAAAAAAAAAAUGCACAGUGAAUGGCACGGUUGUAACUUGCCUUGUGGUUAGCCUCCAAAAUGUAUGUAAUUUACAAAAAAAGAGUUCUCAUCGGAGAAUAAAGGAGACACAAGGUGCAUUUUAAAGCCUUUAAUUGCUUUAAAAGUUUGUUUCUUCAUAAACUCACCCGCUUUAACUUGUUCAGCCUCAAGACAUCGGUGACAACGGUUAAACCGUUCUGAAUGGAAAUGAUUGUGGCACAGCCUGGUUUUUUGCCAGUGCAUACAGGUGGAUAAUAGGCCAUCCGGUUAUGCAAAUCUGAUUUUAAUAAAACGUCAAUCACAGUGCCGUCAGAGACUAUUUUAUAGUCAGACGUCUGACAGAAAGAGAUUAAAUAGUAUUCUGAAACCGUGAUGGAUGCACAUAGAGAGACACGUCCAUUAAAGUACACAAAGGAAAACAGUUGAUCACUUUUCGAACUUACAGUAAAUGUUCUCAAUUGUAGAAUGAGCUGGUUUUUACGGAAACCCUGAACCGCAACG